Frankliniella occidentalis (western flower thrips) is the source of this 2633-nucleotide messenger RNA. RefSeq lists its product as uncharacterized. The transcript is spliced from 2 exons. Lineage: Eukaryota; Metazoa; Arthropoda; Insecta; Thysanoptera; Thripidae. Bases 279 to 1394 code for a protein of 371 amino acids. Gene Ontology annotation, biological process: proteasome-mediated ubiquitin-dependent protein catabolic process; regulation of proteolysis. The record is from RefSeq and is a predicted model, not a curated record. Gene Ontology annotation, molecular function: ubiquitin protein ligase binding. Gene Ontology annotation, cellular component: cytoplasm.
CAGUGUGGCGUGCUGUCUUGACGGACACACUUCUGAGCAGAGCAGAAGCUAUCGUGACGGUUUCCAGUGGUUACUUUGUUCAUAAUUUCGAAGUUGAGUUUCGAGCUAUUCUUAUAAAUACUUUAUACUGAUUAAGUACGCUUUACGAAGAGGGACAGUAUCGUGCGCAGUUCCGCCCAGGCGAUUUCAAGAUUGUCAACCGCUGGUUUCGACAGUAAGACGUUUUUUCCUUCUUGACAUCCGGAGAGCGUGUUCACACGAACCGAGCUUCCUCCCCCAUGGAUGCUAAGCCGCACCCCGAGAUGCGCUUAUUGCAUCUCGUUGAGUAUACAGCUCGUACUGAUACCUUGAAGAAGCAGGGUGAGUGCUCCCUCGCUGAAGUGAAGACAAAGGACGGGCGCGCCUCAUUUGAACCUGUCCUCCGCUAUAGCAAAUCAGGAGGCAGUCAACCAGUUAACCGACAUGUUGUAGUUAUGGGGCAACCGCCAAGCCACAUGUUCUCCAAUUCACCCCAGCCACUCUAUGUGCCGGCGCCGGUUCUCUUGAAUCAUAUAUCAUUAUCAUUGAGAAAAAGUAAGACCCUGUGCGCAACUCCGCCCAUAGUGCACUGCGUGAUGGUCGGAUGGCCUGCUACUAAGAAGGCACCACAAAACGCAGCCACGCAGCAACAAUUACCCCAACCGACAUCAGAUACAUCAGUUGUGUCGAAGCACGUUGUCUUGGAUGGAAAAUCAUUUGAAAAUGUUUUAUCGCUGCCCGCUGAUACCUUCCAAAGGGUGGCUGUUCGUUUCAUGGUGUACGAUAUCACCGACGUACCCGCCCCCGCAGGCGUCCGUCUCUGCUUCAACCAAGCCCGCUUGAAAGGCCACCUCUGCGACAGCAAGCUGGUGGUCGAGGGCGUGGAGCUGCCCGCCCACCGCAUGGUCCUGGCACUCCGCAGCCCAGUGCUGGACAGGAUGCUGAUGACGGGGAGUUUCAAGGAAGCUAAAGAGGGCCGCGUAGAGUUGGUAGACUUCUCUAAAAGCGCUGUAGAGAAGUUUUUGGAGUUCCUUUACACGGACUCGAUAAAAAACUGGGGUGCUAGGGAGGUAGAGCUCCUGCUGCUCGCCGACAAGUACAUGGUUCCGGAGCUCCGCGAAGUUUGCUCGCUGAGGCUCUGGACCUGCGACGCCCCGUAUGCCUUGAAGGUGCUGCACGCCGCCGGCUUCCACGAGAUCCUCAACAGACCUCUGCGCCGCCGGCUCACGGCCAUCGUCAUGGACAACAUGGAGACUCUGGCCAACUCCAAGGACUGGGUCGCGUUCCAAGAAGCUUACCCGGUCCUCGCUGACAGCAUGCUCGGCUCCGCGGACCGCACGUCCGACUCGGCCACCUGCUCGGUGUGGUCACUGUAGAGUUUACGAUAGAAUACUUCUGUAACUGGGUCUGGUAAUUUCUCACAUCACCGCCUCAACUGAGUUAUAUCAGUAGUACGAAUACCAUUCAUACUACUUAUAUCUAUCGAUUCGCUAGAGCGCCAGUAUUUGUUACUCAGUAAAUAUAGCAUACAAAGCUUUCUUCAUCCCGUGAUUACGUGGAUCCAUGAUUUAACUACGAAUAUAAAUCUAAAAUAACAAACGAUAGUACCAAAAUAAAAGUCACACGCAGUUACAACGUCUCUAGUCGGGCGCUGGUUGAACUCUGUUUCAAUAUUUUAAAUAACAACUAUAUAGGAAAUUUUGGCUUUUUAAUUGAAUAUUCUGUUUGCCCAAUAGUGUAGUUUUACCUUUCCCAGGCGCCGGUUCCCUCCUAGAGAAUGCGUUGGUACAGUAAGUCUCUAAAAGAUACGCUGGGCGUACCGAACAUAAAGUAUGUUUUAGAGACGUACUGAACACAACGUAUCUUUUAGGGACGCAAAGUAAAUAACGUAUGUUGUAGGAAGAGACGGCCCAUGGCGCCUUACUGGCGCACUACUGUGUGUGUGUUGAUACACAGUGCUGUGUAUUGGAUCCACAUGGUAACAUGAGUUAGGGCGCAAAUUGGAAGCUAACUGCGAACGACAAGAGCACGCAGAGGUAAGUCAUUAGCGUUUCCAGAAUCUGUAACGUGGAAAUCAGAACUGAUGAGAAAUAGGAACUAGAUUUGUCCAAUUUGUCCCAGAUGGGAGCAAGUGAUGGUGAUAGUAGUUGCCCCGCAAUGCCUUGUUACUUACGGUGACGGUGAGCGUGAGCUUGAGAGUGAUGUACCCGUACAAGGAGAUGACAGGGGGUUUCCUCAUCACAAUCAGAAAAUAAUUCACCUGAGUAGAAAACAAAAGGUAGAAUGCUGAAAUAACGAUGCGUCUUUCCGACUGGAAAAUAGAGCAAUGUCGUUCUGGCUCUGUACUUUCUCGUUAAAGUUAUUAAACUUAAGAAGCAUCUAAAAACUUUUACUACCAGGCAACAUUUCCCUCUCUUUAAGGUGACACAGGACUGAAACUUAAGAGGGAAGGUUAGCAGAAUAGAGGAAAUACUAUUGCUUUAGAAACGUUUAAAGUCUAAAACGUUUUGGAUUUUGUAAGCUGUCAAGUGUCUAGUUCAUAUAUACCAUUCUAUUCUGUACAAUUAUUCUGUAAAACUUGUAUUUUUUAAUUAAAACAGUAUGCUAGUCUGCGA